This is a messenger RNA of Salvia miltiorrhiza (redroot sage), 559 nucleotides long. Its product is annotated as DNA excision repair protein ERCC-1-like. The record is from RefSeq and is a predicted model, not a curated record. Bases 82 to 435 code for a protein of 117 amino acids. The transcript is spliced from 2 exons. NCBI's taxonomy places the organism in Eukaryota, Viridiplantae, Streptophyta, Magnoliopsida, Lamiales, Lamiaceae.
UGUGUUUGUUGCGGUUCCUGCACAAUGCUGGGUCCAAAUCUGAUACACAAUCAUAGUAUUGCAGUUUCAGUUAUCUAGAGCAUGUCUUUAGAUAAUCAUCAUUUUUUUCUACGACGACGCUUGUACGAUACUUUCCAUGAGCCGUUCAAGCGCGCAGUUCCUAACCCUGCUGCGCCCGUUGCUGAAAAUCCUAUCGCGUCUGUAAGUGAAAGAAACGAGGAAGUUAAGGAGAAUCAAGAGACGAGCAGAGAGCAUACGAAAGAAGAAGAGAUCAGCGUAAGAUCUGCCCUGAAGGCAGCAUUUUCCAAGUACUCCGGCACCAGGGGAAGCAAGAGGAAGGCCGCGGUGCAGGCGGAAACGGAGGAGGAUGCAGCCGACACCCGACGAGCCAACGACGGUGAAGAAGUUAGGGCUGUAAACGAGUCGAGCUCUUAGAUCUCGAGAUGUUGAUGAUACUCAGCUCAGUAGCUGGUGAGCUCAUUAAGUGAGUUAACUAGAAAAAAAUGUAUCCAAAUAUCUGACAGAAUAAAUGUAUAUACUGCCAUUAAAUGUGUGAUCA